CGAGUCGCUACUGUUGCUUUUCUAUUUGUUUACAUUUAGAAAAAGAUCUUGUGACUCUUAUGAUCUUCAUCGACUUUAUGUUAAUCAACAUUUCUCUUUUUCUCUAUUUUUAAUUAUCACAAUUAGUGAACAUUAUCCUAUGUGAUUCAAUUUACAGUUAAUUUCCAGCAACAGGUAAUCAAAAUAAACUAUUACAAUUAAGGAAAAGAGAGUUAAACCAGUUUUGUUGUGGAACAAAAUUAUUAAGGGAGAAGAAGAAAAAGAGAGAUUAUCUUCUUACUCUCUUUUUUUCUUUCUCUCUCCAAGGUUAUCUUCUCUUACUUUUUUCUCUGUCUUCUUCUCAUUUUGACUCAGCUUUGUCCAGUGUUUACAUCUCCCACUCUUUCUGUUGUUAUCAAUUCUCCCUUUCUUACUCUUACUCUUUAUCUUCUCUCUCUCUCUCUCUCACUCACUCAUCUCUUUCAUUUCUCUUUUCCUCUUUUUCAACCCUGUCUUUUUUUCAUCUUACUCAUCUUCUUACUUUUUCUUUGUCUUCUUUUUUUAUUCUUAUUACCUUGAUUGUUAUGAUUACCACCAUCUCUUAAUUAACUGUCAUUUUGUUUUCUACGUUGACGAGCGAUUGUGACACUUCCUUGGUUCGUUUUUUUCUUUUCCGCCAUUUGCAUUUUGCAUUUUCUGUUUUCGUUUUUCUUUUUGUCUCUUCAUCAUCUCUUUUUUUCUGUGCCUCUGUGAAUUAUUUGUUUCCAAGUUUUGUGAACUUUUUUUCAUGAUUCUUCCAUCAUCAUGGCCAUUGGAAUUCGAAUCGAAAAAUGUGACUCAGGUCAACAGCAAUUAUACAUCACUCGUGGUGGAUCUUCCCCUGAGGAAAUCGUCGUACCUUAUGAUGAAACAACCGCCACAGCUCAGGUGCUUUUAACUGAUGCCUUUCGUAGUACCUUUAAUAAUGAAGGUAUUCAACCUCCUCAGGAUUCAUCACUUGAAAUCCUCAAUCAAUACGAGGCCUAUGCUGAACAAAUGAUGGCCACUGUUGGUCAAGACUUAAGACGAAUCGCUGCUCAAUUUGAGGCAUCAAGAGAACGGGAUAUUAUCCGUCGACGAGCGCAAAGUGUCAACAUAAGAAUCGAUUCUUACGAUAGAUUCAGUGCUAUGCUUCGUGAACUAUUUCCCGAUAAUCGCAUAACCCGUGAAGGUAUUGUUGUACUUUUCUACUUCUGCUCGGACAUUGCCCUUCGUGCAUACUCGUCCAGUCCAAUUGUCCACUUUCAUCAACUCAUUGGAUGGACAAUCAAAUUCAUCUUUAAUCAUAUCUGCUCCUGGGUCCGAAGUCAAGGAGGUUGGAACAAAGUGAUCUCAGAUUUUGUCCAAGGAACUGCAGUUACUGUUUGUGCUAUUUUGGGAUCAGUUGCAUUUGCAAUGUACAUUAAACGUAACCUUUGACCUGUUAACAAAAAUCUGGAUAGCCUUUUGAUUCCUCAUCUUCACCCACCAAAACCUCAAUGACUUUUUUUGUUGCUCAAAUGAUGAUUAUCAUCAUCAUCAUUAAAAGUCAUUCAUUUUUUUUUCAUAUGCACUUAUAAAUAUAAUGCACUUUACUGUGUAUAUAUUUUACAUAUGAUUUAUUUAUCAUCUUAUUAACCAAACUUUUGAUUUAUUAUUGAAUAAUAAUAUUUGCAAUAAUCACAAUUAACAAACAGCAGCAAAUGGAGAUCUCAUUGCAACAAUUUCCAAUUGGAUUUAUAUCACUGGAUUAAUUUAAAACUUUCUCAAAGGUUUUUUUUACUAUUCCAUCUUAAUUAUUAAUCAAUUCAUUUAAUCGUCUUAAUCAAACAACAACAAUAAUUUUUGGCUACUGUUCAAAAUUUUCUCCCUCUAAUAUUUAUAUCUCUCUAUUUAUAUAUCUCUUAAUACUGUCCACUGAUUGUACAACAAUUUGCUAAUUGUCCUCUUGUAACCUUUGCAAUUUAAUUGUGAUUGAAAUCAACUUUAAACAAUUGAUUUAACUUCAUUUACAAAUGACAAUCAAUGGUAUUUGUUGUUUGUAAAUGAUUUAACUUAAUUUAAGGAAGUGACCCAAACAAUUUACACUGUUAAUUGUGCAGAGGAUAACUAAUCAUUGUUUUGAUGAUCAUUUGAUUAAUUCAGUUUUUAAUCACUCUUAAAUCACUGCCUAAUCAUUUAGACAUAUUACUUACUUCCUUAUUUGAUUUUCCCCUUGAUUGACUGAUUUUUUCCUGAUCACAAUUAAUUAUAAUCUCACAAUUUAAUCAAAUAUCAAUGAUCUUUUUUUCCCCAAAAUUUUGUUUCGAUCUCACAACAAUCAAAAUUCUUGAUUCUGAUUCUAAUUUUCUGCUUAAUCAUUAUCAUCUUGAUCAUUGAUUACAUUUACUCUUUUGUUAAAUCAUUAAUCAACCCACCACUCAUUUUAAUUGCUCUCUCAACCAACAAUUAACUCAAAUUGCCUACUUUUUAGACCACAAUCAAAGUACCCCAACAAUUAACUUUAUAAUUUAUGUAAAUCCUCUUGUACUUUUAUAUACUAUUAAUUGAUUAACUUUUGUAAUAAUAUCUUGAUUGACAAUUAAACAAUGAUAUUUAUCAACCAUUA
This is a messenger RNA of Panonychus citri (citrus red mite), 2605 nucleotides long. RefSeq names its product apoptosis regulator BAX-like. Gene Ontology annotation, cellular component: mitochondrial outer membrane. The transcript is spliced from 4 exons. Bases 784 to 1437 code for a protein of 217 amino acids. Gene Ontology annotation, molecular function: protein heterodimerization activity; protein homodimerization activity. Gene Ontology annotation, biological process: extrinsic apoptotic signaling pathway in absence of ligand; regulation of apoptotic process; intrinsic apoptotic signaling pathway in response to DNA damage. The record is from RefSeq and is a predicted model, not a curated record. NCBI's taxonomy places the organism in Eukaryota, Metazoa, Arthropoda, Arachnida, Trombidiformes, Tetranychidae.